Molecule: messenger RNA, 3694 nt
Organism: Brassicogethes aeneus
Lineage: Eukaryota; Metazoa; Arthropoda; Insecta; Coleoptera; Nitidulidae
Source: the annotation of a GenBank genome assembly
CGGCAAUCGGUCGAGUGUUCCAUGUACAGUGCCCCCAUCAAUAAUUAUGUUUAAUAUUUUUUUAUAGUAUUGAUAAAUUAAAGUAUUGAACAAUAGUGUGUAGUUAAAACACGGGGAUUUACUUUGUCUGAAGCACGGUGUAGUGUAGUUCCCAUUUAGGUUUAAUUAGUAUAUGAGUAACCGCAAAAAAUGUGGAUUAAAACUUCAUUGAUACUUAGCUGUUUGGUAACGGUUUCAUUAGCUGUAGACGAGCACCGCCCCAAAAAGCGCGAGGACCGAGGAAAGCGUCAGUUGGAAUACAGUAUUUCGCACCACUACCAAGGGCCACAUGGCUUCCGGUCCGAGAGGCGGAUAUCCGGCAUUCCGUUCACCUACUUAAAUCCGCCUAACCUUUCAGGUCCCUCCAGAUACACGACAAUUAACAAAGAUGACCUAGCCAGUGAGAAUAACCACAUCCACGAGCAUUACGGACACCCACCGCCGCCGCCGAACUACGAACAUCCCCCUCAACACUAUAAAAUCAACUUGCCGAAGAUUAUUGAGAGACCUAUCUUCAUCAAGGAACCUGAGCCAAUCAUCGAGAUUAUUAUUAAAGAGUCGAAUAUAACUUUACCGCCACCCCCUACGACUCCAGCACCGAAGAAAAAGAAGGAAGAAGUUCAGGUUUUCUAUGUUAAAUACAAGAAAAACCCCAACGGUUAUGGUAAAGAUAGCGUUAUCUAUGACAAACCAGUACCAGCCAUCUCACCAAAAAUCCCCGAUGAAGAAGAACAUGAGGAGGAACAUCCAGGAUAUCCAGCCGCUCAUGAAACCCAUGAAACCGAAACCCUUCCACCACCACCAAGCACAACCCUUAGAACAUUGAUUAAACCCGACUCUGAAAUCUACCACAGCGAAAGCGGUAUUAAAGUGACUUUCGGUAAAGAAGGCUGGGAUCACAGCAAACGCAGCAACAAACCGGAAGAAUUAAAUCAACAGGAAAGAUCGUCAUCAGCAGAUCAGCCUCAUUCAGUGCAAUUCCCACAAGCUAGACAGUUAUCUAAUUUCCCUACCUAUCAAAAAAGAGCGCCCAGUUUCGCACCUACUUUUGACAGUAACAAAGGUUUCAGAUCUGACAGACCACCACAAGGUUAUAGACCCUUCAACGCACCUCCACCACCUUCUUUCAAACAACCUCAACCCCAAUUUAACAGACCACCCCCUCAAUUUUCAUCCUCACAGUUUAAAUACCAAAACCCCCCAUAUGUUAAGCCACCUACUCAAGGAUCAUUCUCAACACCACCAUUUUUAAGACAAGUCGCACCUCAGCUAUCUUUCCCUCCUAAUAACGCACCCUUCCCCCCGUUCUCUAGAUCCCCCUCAAACCCCCCUCAACGCCAACCUGUACCUUACAAACCCUUCGAACAACCAAUACCGCAACAACAAAAAAACUUCCCAUCUCAAAAUCACAAUUUUAAUAACCCACCUCCGCAAUUUAGACAACCCCCUCCAAGCUUUAGGCAACCAGCACAGACACAACCCCAAAAUAUACAGUUCAGGCCGGAAACUCACUUCCCGGCGCAACAGCAUCCCCCUCUACCUCAACAAAAUAACGUAUUUAAUCCUCAGCAAGUACAAGAACAUAAAAUACAGCAGCAGAUUUUGGAAGAAACGAAAAAUCGUAGACCAGUGGAACAAAAUCAUCAAAUUCAGCAGCAACAGCAUCAAAUACAGCAACAAAAUCAUCAAGUACAGCAACAUCAUCAAAUACAGCAGCAACAAUUGCAACAAAAUCAGCAAAUUCUGCAACAACAUCAAUUGCAACUUCAACAAAAACAAAAUGAGCAUUCACAAAACUUCGAACAAGCAAAAAACCUGGUGCCACCUGGCGGCGAAUUGAUACAUUCGUUGCCAAAGUACGAGCAACAUUACUCGAUAAUCGAACCUAACAAACCACAACAAAUACCUUCUUUCCAAGAAACUCAACAAAGUAAUCUAAACAUUCAACAACAGCAAGAUCAUAGCCAACAACAAAGCAGUUUUAAUAGUCAGCAGAGCAACUUUAAUAGACAACCUCAGCAGAGUUUUACUCAGCAACAAGAUCACUUCGAGUUGCAAUCCAGAGAACAACAACCUCAACAUCAACAUCAACCUCAACCUCAACCUCAACUUCAACCUCAACCUCAACCACAAUACGAAGAAGACAAACAAAACAGUCAAAACUUACAACAAACUUUCUACCAACAAUUAUUGCAGCAACAAUAUCAGCCAAAACAUUCUUUCACAACACCUAGAAGUACCACAGUAUACAGAACAACAACAUCAUCUCCAAGAUUUGUCUACCAAACAACAACAAGUCCAAAACCAAGUACUACAACUACGGAAGAACCUUCCACACAAAGCACUACAACUAAAGAUCCUAGGAUUUUAGAAGCCCAACUACCAGACGAAGUUCCAGAGGAUCUAAGGGCUCAAUUAUUAUCAUCUGGCAUCCUAAAUAAUGCUGAUAUUUCAAUCUUAGACUACGAUAAAGUAGGAGACAUACCUUUAUCCGCUCUACCACCAGAUCAAUUGGCGAACUUCUACAAUGCGGGCGGUGGCUCCCAAAUAGGCGCUGAAAGCCAACGUGUAGAAUCAGUGGUAAAACCAUAUGAUGAUUUGGAUUCUGCUGGUUCAGAGUUUCAAACUGUCAAAGUAAAAGCCCCAGUAUCCAUGAAGGUUGUGCAUUACAAUCCUGAAACUGGGGAUGGGCAGAAAGUUCAGAACAAAUACUUGAAACAAGGCGCUAAGAGAGUUGAUCCAGUAGUUUUAAACGAUAGUACUUAUAACAGAUAUUUGCCAUUAAAGGUUAAUGGUACGCAAUUUCCCAUUCCUGAUGUUCCAGAAUUAAAGGGCAAAAAAAUUUCAAGUGUUGUGGUUUUGGCUCCAGUGGCCUACGAUUUUUCAUCGAAAAGAAAGACCAGAAAAAUUGAGAAUGCUGAAGAAUUGGCUUUGGUUCAAGAUGAUUCAUUGAAGGUUUUGUUAAACAAUCCAACGAGUGAAAAUUUUAGAAAGUUUUUUGAAAAUGAGAGUAAAACACGAGCAGAUAAACAAUCUGUAAUUCUUCUAGUGACAAGAGGAGCAGAAGGCAAAGAAAUCUUCAUGUACGACGUGCCAUCAAAAUCAGUCAGCAAAUUGAGCGGCGAAUUAUCGUCGGCUUUCGUGGAUGCAGCUGAAGCUAACGCAGAAAAAGAUGAAGUCGAAGCUGAAAAGGCUGCAGCUUCAAACAUCGUCGAAACAAGAAUUCCAUACGAAGGCCAAAUCGACCGAAAUGACAGCUUCGAAGAGUCUGACCUUGAUGGUGCUGGGUCCGAGGGUAUUGGGUCUAAUAUACCCAUUAUAGAUCCCAUGAAAGAUGACUUGGAGCCCAAACCCUCAGAACAGCUCUCCAGUUUUGUGGACUUUUCUGGAAAAUCGUUAAGCAGCGAGGAUAUGUCGGUAUCUAGUGAGCAAAAACCUUAUAAUGGUUUAAGACUGUAAAAACGUAUAUGCCAUCAUUUUUGGGCUUACGUUUUUUCCAAGUUCUGUUGCCUUGAUAUAAAAUUAUAGCAUUAAUAUUAUUGGUUUGUAGUAAUUUAUUGAAAUUGAUCUGUAUUUAUUAUGACAAAAUUAAAAGAUAUCUUUAAUUUUUAUUGUUAAACUUGCUUUAUAUUUUUUUGCUAAAGGUAUCUCGGUA